Molecule: messenger RNA, 1107 nt
Organism: Paramecium pentaurelia
Lineage: Eukaryota; Ciliophora; Oligohymenophorea; Peniculida; Parameciidae
Source: the annotation of a GenBank genome assembly
AAUGAUCCAAAGGUUAAUGUCUUAUGGGAAAAUGUCAAAUGCAUGUUAAUAAGGUAUGAAAUAUGAGUGAUUUGUUUUAGUACUCUCAAAAUCACUGAAUAAAACAUCCAAAAGCUAUUUUAGUCAGGCACCUUAAUAAGGUUCUUCAAACACUGAGCUUGUGAAAAUUUUUGCAGCAUUUUUCGGUAUAGUAGGUUUGGGUACUGGGGGAUAUGUUGCUUAUUAAAAUUCUCAAUAAUAAAAGAAGCAAGAAGCAAAAGCAAAACAGACUCAUAUAUCAAAUUAAACAAUUGACAAUUUGAGGCAAAAAUCAAUUGAAAAUGAAGAGUAAAAAAAGGAAGAAAUCAUUACCAUGUUUUCAGAUGUUAAUGAUAGAAUGCUCCGAUAUAGAGGAGAUCCAACAAGUGAGAAAAUGCUUGUAUUUACAUAAUACUAUUCAAAUUAUAGGCUGAUUAUACAAUUUAUGGAGACUUGAAAUGGUUUGAAGUAGAUCCUGAAGAAUGGGAGAAACCAGAAGAGGAAAUGAUAAUGAAGGAUGAGAAUGAAAUUGUUAAACAUCCAAUUAGAAGGGCUUUGAUAAAUGAAAGACUCACUCAUGCUUUUGAAGCUGAAAGGUACUCAAUAUUUUUAAUUUCAAAGAAUAUUGUAAAGUAUUUUUGUAAAUGUAAAUGAUGUACUUUCAGAAAUUGAAAGGACUGGAACAUAUACUCCCCCUGGCAUCUUCUUUAGGUUUUAUGGUUACGUGUACUUCCAAAUCAGAAGAAAACCAAUUAAUAUUGAAAAUUUGGUUAAGGCCUAAAAAUAUAUUUCUGUAUUUAUUAAUCUUAAUCAUAGCUAUUUGAUUUAUUCUUCUAAUACUAAACACCUGUUCUAUAUUAUCACAAUUAAUAUCUUGAAAUACCCUUAAAACCUGCUAUUUUUGAUGUAAAUAACAAAAGUAUUUAUUUAAGAACAUAGAUUGGCUACCAAAUGCUUAUAUUAAUUCUAAAUAACAGGCUAAAAUUUACCUAACUGGUAAACCAAAGCACGUUUUUUCUAUGAGAAUCAAAUAAGGAACAGUUGAUGAAUCUACUCAAAGAUUUGCAUGGACAAACCAUUACAAAUGAA